ACAAUUCUUGGACUUCAACCAAGCAAGUCAUAAAUACAGAUCGCAGUGUAGCAAUGUCAGAAACUGCAAACCCUUCUGGCACUCUCUGCAGCGAGUGUGAUUUUGAAAUGCUGUUUUGCAGCUAUAGCUAGAAGGAUGAUUCAACCUCCCAGCAGGGCUGUGACUUGCUUUUGCAUGUUUCGGGAGGCCAGCUAGCUUUAUAAUGACCUAAUUGCAUACAGUGCACCUCCCAGAAGGUUUCUCUGCAAACUUCUGAGCAAAGCAGCAGAGGUAUAUAUAAAAGAGGAAAGUCCUUUUGGGGACGAUGGCGACCGGCUCCCACCAGCUGUUCCUCAUGGCUGCAGAUUUAACACUGGCUUCUGUCCUCUCCUUUGUCCUUUACGUGCUCGGAUGCCUUUUCCUUGCGAGCCUCUCCAGCUUGGCGAUCUUCCACUUCUCCUUUGGGCUGAUGAAGAGAGCAAAGAGGAGAGCAAAGAGGAAGAUCGGCCUGAAAGGGAGAGCAAUCCUGAGCCUGGUUUCUCGGAGCACCAUCGGAGGGAUGCUUGUGAAGAAAUUAGACGGAGCGGGUUCUGGGUUGCUGGAGGAGCACCGCUCCUCGGAGGGAGAAAGGCGACCUAUGCUGAAGAAGGAAAGCUCCUCAAAAACCAGGGUGACACAACUCCCAGCGGGAAUGUCUGGAGUGCUGAAGAAUCCUGCUGUCACGUUCCAGGAAGAGGAGGCAGAGACACGAAAUGAAUAUGAAGGGGCGUCAUCUCCUGAGCAGAAGAAUGGUAUUUUGACACCUGCUUUCUUUAUUGCCCUCAUUUGGCUUCCAGCGAAAAUUGCGUGCCCAUGUCUGAGGAAGAGAGGUUGCCUGCGGCGAGUGGGGGCAUUUGUGUGGGGGAAAACUGCAAGAUUUGCUCUGGGACUGAGUGAAAAGAAUUGAAGGGAAGAUGACAUAGAGUGCUGGGUCUUGGGCACCGCCUUCGAACCGUGCAUUUUGAAUACUAUUA
Molecule: messenger RNA, 992 nt
Organism: Lacerta agilis (Sand lizard)
Lineage: Eukaryota; Metazoa; Chordata; Lepidosauria; Squamata; Lacertidae
Exons: 3
Coding region: 305-925 (206 amino acids)
Source: RefSeq, a predicted model, not a curated record